This is a messenger RNA of Pocillopora meandrina, 474 nucleotides long. The record is from the annotation of a GenBank genome assembly. NCBI's taxonomy places the organism in Eukaryota, Metazoa, Cnidaria, Anthozoa, Scleractinia, Pocilloporidae.
AUGAUUCACUUCAAAUGCUGCCCUGAAAGCGACCGUUAUCCCUGCCACAAAUGUCAUAACCAGUUUAUGGCUGCGCAAGAGGAGGAGCGCGUGAAAGAACCAGAGGAAAAUAAACCGUUGAUAGAGACCCCUAACACUGAAGAGGUUGAAGAGCUUUCCGAACAGACUACGGAGAGCACGGGACUAGAUGCAAGUUUGGCAACCGCGGCUUCCCCAGCGGAGGAUCGCACGAGAAAACAGGAGGAAGAUAAACCAUUACCAGAGGCUUCCGAAGCUGACGAAGGCCUCGAGGGGACGAGCGGCGGCGCGGAAGCCGGUGACAAUUUGGGAGAUGUAGCUGUACAAGUGGAGAAGCUUGGGAUCGAAGGAGAGGAAAAUAAGACAUUGCCCGAGAUCUCGACAUCACAAUCUGGGGAGGCCCAAAGUAAGCAUUAUCUUAAACGUUCCCUGCAUAUUAAAUAUUCAAGAAUGUAA